ACGUCCCCCUUUUCCGCAGGCUUGGCUACCAUGAUGGUAAAGCAGUACUACUAUCUGUUCCAUUUUUUUGUUGUGCCGUGUAGCGACAAUCCUUACCAUUUAGAGUCCUUGGUUCAGCCAUUGUCUGUGUGCUAGCCAAAAUACUAGUUCACAAAAAAGUAACUAAUUCUACUUCAAUCAAGACCCACAGGAAUUUCCACAGACCCGUUUUAAGGAUUUUACGACUCAACCAUGAGCAAGAGAAAGGCCCCGCAAGAAUCUCUAAACGAGGGAAUAACAGACUUCCUUGUGGAGCUGGCCAACUACGAGAAGAACGUCAACAGGGCAAUUCACAAGUACAAUGCUUACAGGAAAGCAGCUUCGACUAUUGCCAAAUAUCCUAACAAGAUCAAAAGUGGCGAAGAAGCCAAGAAACUGGAUGGAGUGGGUGCUAAAAUAGCUGAAAAGAUUGAUGAGUUCCUAAAAACCGGAACACUACGGAAAUUAGAAAAAAUUCGAAAUGACGACACCAGUUCUUCUAUCAAUUUUCUCACAAGAGUAACCGGAAUUGGCCCAGCAGCUGCCAGGAAGUUUUUUGAAGAAGGCGUGAAGAGUCUUGAAGAUUUGAAGAAGAUCGAACACAAGCUUAAUCACCAUCAACAGAUUGGACUCAAGUAUUUUGAGGAGUUUGAGAAAAGGAUUCCACGAGCUGAGAUGGAAAAGAUGGAGACGCUUAUUCUCGGAGAGUUGGAGAAGAUUAAUACAGAAUACAUAGGAACAAUCUGUGGAAGUUACAGGAGAGGAGCUGCCUCCAGUGGUGAUAUUGAUAUCUUGCUGACCCACCCAGACUUCACCUCUCAGACCGAGAAGCAACCUAAGCUUCUUCAUGCUGUGGUGGACCAUUUGGAGUCUAUAGGAUUUGUGACUGACACUCUGUCCAAAGGGGACACCAAGUUUAUGGGUGUCUGCCAGUUGCAGCAAAGUGAUGAAGACGAAGAUGAAGAAGAAUACCUUCACAGGCGCAUUGAUAUCAGGUUAAUCCCUAAGGACCAGUACUACUGUGGUGUUUUGUAUUUCACUGGGAGUGAUAUCUUCAAUAAAAACAUGAGAACCCAUGCUGUGGAGAAAGGCUUCACGCUCAACGAGUACACCAUAAGACCACUAGGGGUCACCGGUGUGGCAGGAGAGCCUCUGUUGGUGGAUAGUGAAAAAGACAUCUUUGAUUACAUCCAGUACAAAUACAAGGAGCCUAAGGACCGGAGUGAAUGAAGACAAAGAACGUUUUUAGGCCUUGAAACAUAUUUACGACUGUGUGUAACAGCCUGCAUAGGUGAAGUGUACUUGAGGCGUUUUUGUGCGUAUGUCAUGUACAGUGUUUUUGUCAUCAUGUUUUUCGGUCAUCAAAGUUUUGUGCGCUUUCAAAGUUGUUUUUAAAUCAUAUUUAACAGGUGUGCAAAGACACAGCUACGACUUGUGACUCACCAGUCUUGAAGGAGGCUGGCCCUUGUCUAUCUGCGUAGUAGUGAAUAGUUCUUAAUGUACUUCUUAAACAGGAAAUCAUUAGACCUUGGGGGGGGGGGUCACUUUUAAAAUGAGCGUAUCAAAGUCAUUGUGUGAGUGUGUGUGUGUGUUUUUUUGUUUUUUUUUUUGGUAUAAUAGACAACUGAGGGUGGCAUUGUUAUGCGAAAUAAGAUAAUUGUUUCACAGAGACUUGAGAAUAAUGUAGUAUAGUUUGUUUUUUCUGUAUAUUUUAUUUUGGGGCCAUUUGUUGAUAACUGUUAGCUUGCUGACUGUUGAAACGCAGCAGUUUUUAAUUGAUUAUGAGGGACAAUUGUGGAAAAAUUGAACAUAUUUGAAUUCAGACAUUUCUGAAUGCAAAUAAAACUUUCUGAAGUAGACUACUUUGCCUC
Molecule: messenger RNA, 1889 nt
Organism: Doryrhamphus excisus (bluestripe pipefish)
Lineage: Eukaryota; Metazoa; Chordata; Actinopteri; Syngnathiformes; Syngnathidae
Gene: polb
Product: polymerase (DNA directed), beta
Biological process (GO): base-excision repair; double-strand break repair via nonhomologous end joining
Cellular component (GO): nucleus
Molecular function (GO): DNA-directed DNA polymerase activity; DNA binding
Source: RefSeq, a predicted model, not a curated record